AUGCCUGGCGGCCUGCAGCGUGGAGCCAAGCGGCCCAAGCCGAGGCCUGAGGAGCUCAUCGACAAAAUCAAUGCCCUGCCGCGCGCCGCCUUUUUCGACCGCUUCUUCGCGUCGCCCUCGAAGCUGCUUCGGCACCGCGACUACGAGAUUCGUCUCAAGCCUGUCACCGAGCUCAGCGAUGCCGAAUUCAUGGCCUGCUUCAAGCUCAUCGAGACCACGUCCGCCGCCGACUACAAGAACUCUCCGCGCGGAUGGCACCCGAAAGACAAGCAGCGCGAGAUGAGGGAGGACAAUAUGCAGUAUCUGCUCGUCCGGAAGGCCUCACGUACCGACUCCGCUCAUGGCGGUGUGCAUGCGCGCAAUGGAGACUCUAUGGAGCCAACGAAAAAGGGACCAGAAGACGAAGUCGGCGCUUUCCUCGCCUUCAUGUUCACCAUCGAAGACGAUUACCCCGUCAUCUACAUAUACGAGAUCCACCUCGCGGAAGAGCAUCGAGGCAGCGGUCUGGGCAGACACUUGAUGCGCAUAGUGGAGCACUGUGCCACCGAGGGCGCUGUGGAAAAGGUCAUGCUCACCUGUUUCAGGUGCAACACCGUGGCUUUGGCUUUUUAUCAAAAGCUUGGGUUUGGCGAAGAUGAAUUUAGUCCACCGGCGAAGAGGUUGAGGGGUGGCAAGAUCAAAUUGCCGCCAUACCUGAUAAUGAGCAAGAGCAUCGGAUGA
Molecule: messenger RNA, 720 nt
Organism: Lasiodiplodia theobromae
Lineage: Eukaryota; Fungi; Ascomycota; Dothideomycetes; Botryosphaeriales; Botryosphaeriaceae
Product: GNAT family acetyltransferase
Exons: 1
Coding region: 1-720 (239 amino acids)
Cellular component (GO): nucleus
Molecular function (GO): protein N-terminal-serine acetyltransferase activity; histone H2A acetyltransferase activity; histone H4 acetyltransferase activity
Source: RefSeq, a predicted model, not a curated record